Messenger RNA from Hyposmocoma kahamanoa, 1390 nucleotides. Its product is annotated as leucine-rich repeat-containing G-protein coupled receptor 4-like. The transcript has 12 exons. The record is from RefSeq and is a predicted model, not a curated record. Lineage: Eukaryota; Metazoa; Arthropoda; Insecta; Lepidoptera; Cosmopterigidae. Gene Ontology annotation, molecular function: protein binding. Bases 1 to 1335 code for a protein of 444 amino acids.
AUGAUUGAUGACGGCAAUAACGAGCCGCAGGUCGGAGGUCGCAAGAGGCGCGGGGCGGGGCGGGCCGAGGGCGCGGGGGACUGUGCUCUCACUGGGAACAGGCAUUACUUUAUUGAAACCCGCCCCGAUACGCAACGCCAGCACCUGAGCGACGUUUCGAGCAACAACAUCAGCACGCUGCCGCGAGACGCGCUGCUUCCCGCCUUCGCACUCAGAGACCUGAACCUGUCGUUGAACCGGCUGGAGUCGGUGUCGGCGGGCGCGCUGAGCGGCGGCGGCACGGGCGGCGCGCUGGCGCGGCUGUGGCUGGACGCGUGCGCGCUGCGGCGACUGCCGGCGCACGCGCUUCGCGACUUGCCGCGGCUACAUUUCCUGUCAGCGGACGACAACAUGCUGACAGAGGUGGAGGACAACGCGCUGGAAGCCCUGCGUGCGCUGCGCACGCUGCGCCUGGCGCGCAACCAGCUGCGCGCGCCGCCCGCUGCAGCGCUUGCGCCCCUCGCGCGGCUGCAGUACCUAGACCUGUCGGGCAACCUGAUCGGCGAGCUAGGCGAGGAGGCGCUGCCGCCGCUGCCGUCGCUGCACACGCUGCUGCUGCGGCACAACCGCAUCUCGCAUGUGGAACCACGCGCAUUCACCGGCGUGCCUGCACUGCGCGUGCUGCGGUUGGAGGAUAACCUUCUGACGGAACUGCCGGCGGCGCUGCAGCUGCUGCCGCAACUCGAAGACCUGUGGGCGGGCGGCAACCGCGUGGAGUGGGCGGGGCCGGAGACGCUGGCAGGCUGCGGCCGACUGGCGUGGCUCGACCUGCGCCGCAACCCGCUGUCGAGCUUGCACCCGCGCAGUCUCGACCGUCUGCCUAAUCUCGAAACGCUAUUGAUGUCUGAGGCGCGGGGCCUGACAGCGAUACCAGUACUCAACGGCUCGCUGCGCCUGCGCACGCUGCGCGCCGACCGCGCGCGCCUCACGCACCUGCCCGCUUCGCUGUGCGCGCACGCGCCGCAGCUGCGCACGCUGGACCUGAAGCUGAACCGGCUGCGACGCGUGCCCGACCUGCGCGCCUGCGCCGAGUUACGGGUGCUGGAUCUGUCGUCGAAUGAGAUCGCGACUCUGUCGGCGGAAGAGGAGGGCGACGAUGGAGCGGAGGAGGAAUCGGCGCUGCUGGGGUUGGGCCACUUGCAAGAUCUGCUGCUAGCGCACAACCGCCUGCGUCGCCUGCCCCGACACGCCUUCCGGCACAACCCAGACUUGCAAAUUCUAAACGUUGAAGGCAACGAGAUCGAGCACAUCGAUAUGGAAGCUUUCGUGCCCAUCUUCAAGCUGCAGGACUUGUAAGUACCGCCGCGACCUCUACACGAAGAUAAGAGAAAAAUACUCUUGGAGUUCACAA